GACCACAUACGCUGCCCGUCGCCUCUGACGACGUCAAGGAUUUGCUCUUGAGCGCCACCCACACCUUCAUCGUCGUCCAUCUGCACAUAGGAAGCCUCCGAAGAUGCACUCAGAUGCAUUCGAUGUGAUUCCUUUCGAGGAUAUUAAGGGCGAGUGGAAGAAGUUGGGAUCUGGCUCGUUCGGCAAUGUGUACAAGGGGACCUACCUCGGCAUCGAUGUAGCCAUCAAGGAGGUCUUGCCCUCGACGGAUUACGAUGUCGCAAAGUACUUUGAGCGCGAAUGGCGGCUCAUGAAGGAGACGCGGCACCCUAAUGCUGUGCUAUUCAUCGGUCUCAGUCGCGCACCUGAGCCGGAUAACCGCAUCUUCAUUGUUUCCGAGUUUGUCGACGGCGGUAACCUCCGCCUCUACAUCCACAACAAAAGCAAGCCCUUCUCGUGGAACAUCCGCAUCUCCUUCGCGACCGACAUCGCGCGCGCGCUCGCCUACCUCCACGCGCGUCGCUGCAUCCACCGCGACCUCAAGGGCGAGAACCUGCUCAUCACCUCAAACGGUCGCGUCAAGAUCACCGACUUUGGCUUCGCGCGCAUCGCAGCGCGCAACGAGGAGGAGAGCAAGCGCCUGACGUUCUGCGGCACGGACUCGUACAUGUCCCCGGAGAUCCUCCUGGGCGACGAAUUUGACCUCCCGACGGAUAUCUAUUCGUUCGGGAUUAUCUUAUGCGAGAUUGCGGCGAGGAAGCUCGCGGACGAUCAUACGUUCAAGCGAACGCCGCCGACGUUUGGCAUCGACGAAGACGAGGUGCGCAAGCUUGCCAGCCCGGGGUGUCCGCCGGACUUUGUGCAGCUGGCGCUGGACUGUUUAGCGUUCGAGCCGAAGGCGAGACCGACGACGAAGGAUAUUUUGGCGCGACUUAGGGUCAUUGAGGCGGAGGUUCUCGCGAGGCCGAACGAGGGGGAGGACGUGCAUGUCGGCAGCGUCAAGUUUGCGACAGGCGGGAAGAGGCCUGGUCCGGGGCCGAGGAUACCCAGCUUUGGGAUGGGAGUUGGCAAGGAUAUCCGCAACAGUGGCGCCUCGUCGGACGACAGCGAUGACGAUGACCUUAUGGAGGCGAUUUCGGGGCUUUCCACUAUAGGACUCAACAGUGAGCUGCUUCGAGUGUUAGAUAGAACAGCAUACUCAUUCUCUCCUUCUAGGCCACGAGCCCCUUCUCACCCAGCACGAGAAAGAGGGCACGGACGGAACCGAGUACAGCACAACCGUCAUUCGCGCCCACCCGCACCAAGCCAGCGACGUACCGCCCUCACUAUCCUCCAUCCUCACUAUUCGUCCAGAGGACCCGAAUGGGACGCAGCGCGUAAACCUGCCAGAGGAAGAUCCCCUAGGAAACUCAGACCUUGACUCAACGGGCUCGGCAAUCCAUGCUCAAAACGGCUCGUCCGGCGACCCCCUCGGCACGUCCUCCCUCAUGUCCAUCGCGACCCUCGACUCGUACCACACCGCGGCGGGCGGCUCGUCGAUCAUCGCAGGUGGCGC
Schizophyllum commune H4-8 is the source of this 1534-nucleotide messenger RNA. Its product is annotated as kinase-like protein. The record is from RefSeq and is a predicted model, not a curated record. The coding region runs from base 104 to 1399 and encodes 431 amino acids. Gene Ontology annotation, molecular function: ATP binding; protein serine/threonine kinase activity. The transcript is spliced from 4 exons. Gene Ontology annotation, biological process: protein phosphorylation; actin cytoskeleton organization. NCBI's taxonomy places the organism in Eukaryota, Fungi, Basidiomycota, Agaricomycetes, Agaricales, Schizophyllaceae. Gene Ontology annotation, cellular component: cytoplasm; nucleus.